GGCAACGCCCCUCUCUCUCUCUCUCUCUCUCUCUCUCUCUAAAUCUUCUCUCUCUCCAACUCUUUGUUUCUCUAUCUAAGACUCGCUGCUUCACACACUUGAAAAGUAAUUCUCUCUCUCUCUAUGGUUUGAACCCUGGUCGCCUAGGCUCUAAAUCGAAUAAGUCCUCAAUGGCCCCAACAAGAAAAAAAAGUGUGAAUAAGCGGUUCCUGAAUGAAGUAUCACCUCAUAAAGAAGUUAGGAAUUCAAACAAAAAUAAAGAAAGAGUGUCAGGGAAGAGGAGAUUGUCUGAUAACUUAGGACCCCGAUGGAGUGAGGAGGAGCUUCAGCAGUUCUACAAAGCAUAUCGAGCUCAUGGGAUGGAAUGGAAGAAGGUUGCUGCCGAAGUCCCUAACAGAUCUGCGGAAAUGGUGCGGACCCUUUUUAAGAUGAAUAAGGCGUACUUAUCCCUGCCUGAGGGAACAGCUUCUGUGGUUGGCCUUAUAGCCAUGAUGACUGACCAUUAUUACUCCCAAGAAGUGAGCGAUAGUGAAGGAGAAAGUAAUGAUGAGCCAGGAAUGCCUCGGAAACCUCAGAAAACCAAGCAGGUGAAAGUCCAGCCUAGCACAUCAAAAGAUUCCCUGCAGUCGCACUCAAUUGCAUCAACUGAUGGAUACUUAUCAUUAUUGAAGAAAGGACACUUUUAUGGUGGUCAGCCUCGAGCAGUAGGGAAAAGAACACCUCGAGUUGCUGUUUCAUAUCCAUAUAAGAAAAAUGACAGUCAGAAUUAUGUUUUGGCGAAGAAGGGCCAGAAGCCCCAGAAUGAUGUCAAUGACGAUGGAGCACAUGUUGCUGCGCUGGCAUUAACUGAGGCGUUAAAAAGAGGAGGUUCUACCCAAGUUUGUCACACCCAAAGUGGAGGAACAGAACACAUUAAAUUGUCACCUGUUAGAAGCUGGGAAAUGAUGUUUCCAGAGUCGAAGACGGGUCAUACAAAAUUUCGAGUUGCUUCUGUAGAUGAAGAAUGGAUGGUUGAUGGUACAAGCAGGGGAGCUGAUAAUGGUGCUUAUGCCAGGGAUACAAGCUCACUGGUGGAUAUGGAAGGUGUAGGUACUGUAGAAGUUCAUCCAAAGGGGAAGAAGUUUUACAGAAAGAAAGUAAAGGUUGAAGAGAUUGGGAAUAGUCAAUCUGAUGAUGGCGGAGAAGCUUGUAGUGGUACUGAAGAAGGACCAAAAGUAAAUGCCCUAAAGGGGAAAACCGAUAUUGAUGGUUCAGAUGCAAAAAUUGAUGAGAUGUCUCCACAGGCCCGAAAGAAGAGAAGUGGCAAACGAUUCUCUGGAGAUGAAUUCUCUGCCUUGGAUGCCCUACAAACGUUGGCUAACCUUUCUGUAAUGGAAUCUGAAUCCUCCGUCCAGCAGAAUGAAGAAAGAACUGUACUUACUGUGGAUGACAAAUCUAGCAAACCUGAAGCUACAUCUACUAGCCGCCAUAGGGAUAAAGUUAAACUUCUAGGGCACAGAGAAAAACUGCUUCAUCCAAGAAGUGAAGUUGAGGGCGCCUCAAGAAAAUCCAAGCUAGGAAGAAAUACAGCAAUUUAUGCUAAACCUGUUUCUGAAUCAAAGCAAGGGCCUCAGUUCAUCAACAACAAUAUUAAUGUACUGAAAAGAAAACGUCAUUCUUUGGUGUCAAAGGUAUCAAAUGCUGAAGUGCCCAUAAAAUUACAUCUAAGUGAACCAUUGGACACUGAGCCUGUUGAUGAAGAAGAGAUUAUAUCUGCGCUUAAAGGAAAACGAACUUGUCAAGUUUCUACUGUUCCAAAGCAACGGAAAGCCAUUGGAGUAUCAGAGGGAUGUUUCAGUGAUCAGAAAAGUUCUGCUAAUGAUGUGGCUGUAUCAACCGCUCAAGUUCCUGUUGCAAAACAAGUUACCUUGCAAACCAGUAAAAUAAGCAGACGCAAGAUGAGUCUAAAGCAAUCAAUUACUCGUAAAGAGAGGCACUCUUCUGAGAACAUCCUGAAAAAUCAAACUAAUAGAUGCUCAAUCUCCCUACAUGAUACAGCAUCCUAUCUAAGGGAAAAGUUUUCUUGCUGUCUCUCAUCUCCUAUGGUUCGCAGAUGGUGUACAUUUGAGUGGUUCUACAGUGCAAUUGACUACCCUUGGUUUGCGAAAAGGGAGUUCGUGGAGUACUUAAAUCAUGUUGGACUUGGGCACAUUCCAAGAUUAACUCGUGUUGAAUGGGGUGUCAUAAGAAGUUCCCUAGGCAAACCUCGAAGAUUCUCUGAACAUUUUUUACAUGAAGAAAGGGAGAAACUGAAGCAGUAUAGGGAUUCUGUGAGAACACAUUAUACUGAACUUCGUACUGGUGCCAUGGAUGGACUUCCAACAGAUUUAGCAAAACCUUUAUCAGUUGGCCAACGAGUAAUAGCUGUGCAUCCCAAAACAAGAGAACUUCAUGAUGGAAGUGUGCUCACAAUUGAUCAUGACAGGUGCAGAGUUCAAUUUGACUGUCCUGAAAUGGGAGUGGAAUUUGUCAAGGAUAUAGACUGCAUGCCUUUAAAUCCAUUUGAUAACAUGCCAGAAGCUCUUAGGAGACAUGGAUUCUCUGUUAUGUCCAAGGAACUGCAAGUGAACGGGCAUUCACAUAUUGGAGGGUUUACUUCAACAAGGCAUUUAGACAACUCAGAGAUUCCCAUGAAUACACUGGUAAAGCGUGCACAGGUCAAAAUAAUUGUUUCAAAUGUGGAUGCAAACGUACAAAGAAAGGCAGCUUCAGUUGAUGUUGUUAAUGCACAACAAAUAGCCAGUCAACCUUCUGUGGUGGCACGACUUCAAGUGAAGGAAGUUGAUAUACAAGCUCCUUCUGAUUUGAAUCAUGCUUUUGAUAAGAAGGCCUCUUCUGCUUUAGUCAAUUUGAGGCAACACAAUGCAUACCCAGGGAAUACCCUGCCUCCUUGGCUGAAGCCCACUGUCAAUUCCAGUUUCCUGGCUGGCCUGCCAAGUUCUCAUGAUAGUUUUGUUUCUCAAGAAUCAGGAUCUACUGUCAUUGAAAUUGUAAGAGGUUCCAGGGACAAGGCACACACAAUGAUAGAUGCUGCUGUUCAGGCGAUUUCAUCCAUGAAAGAAGGGGAGGAUGCUUUUGUGAAGAUUGGGGAGGCUUUAGAUUCUAUUGAUAGAAGACAAUUAGCAUCAGAAUCUAAGGCACAAGAAAUCAGGUCUCUGGAGCACGUCAAUGGCAUUUUAAGCCAUCAUAAUCAGUUGAUUUCCAGCACACUGGAGCCCCAAGUUAAUAACAAUGCGUCUGGGCCUAAAUCACACAAUAAUACCGACAAAAUUGAAGCAGCAAUCCCUUCAGAGCUGAUAAAAUCAUGUGUUGCUACUUUGCUCAUGAUACAGACGUGUACCGAACGACAAUAUCCUCCAGCUGAUGUGGCUCAAAUAAUUGAUUCUGCUGUUACCAGCUUGCAUCCAUGUUGCCCUCAAAAUCUGCCAAUAUAUAGAGAGAUACAAAUGUGCAUGGGAAGAAUCAAGACCCAAAUAUUAGCUCUUAUACCAACAUAAAGCCAAUGCCUUUGCUUUCUCUGCUAUCAGCAUUUGUAUAUAUGAAAUGAUGCUGAAGUCCUAUUGGUUCCCAGCUCCAUACGCCUUCAUCCUUUCCUUUUUUCCCCUCUAAAAUCCCAUAAUUUUUUUCCUAAUUGAAAUGGGAAUCACCCAAUUAUAUUCCGUCAUUAUAACUUCAUCCCAGCAUCUUCCUCUUCAAUUGAGUAAAAUUUUGACCAAGUGAUGUUGUCGUGGCCAGAUCAUACAUACUGUUUUAUUAGCUUCCAAUUUGAUAAAAUUGUCCUUAAUGCUCUAAUGCUACUUUUUA
Molecule: messenger RNA, 3843 nt
Organism: Manihot esculenta (cassava)
Lineage: Eukaryota; Viridiplantae; Streptophyta; Magnoliopsida; Malpighiales; Euphorbiaceae
Product: protein ALWAYS EARLY 2
Exons: 19
Coding region: 171-3536 (1121 amino acids)
Biological process (GO): DNA-templated transcription; regulation of cell cycle; regulation of transcription by RNA polymerase II
Cellular component (GO): nucleoplasm; transcription repressor complex
Molecular function (GO): DNA binding
Source: RefSeq, a predicted model, not a curated record